Messenger RNA from Purpureocillium lilacinum, 1095 nucleotides. RefSeq lists its product as uncharacterized. Gene Ontology annotation, biological process: mitochondrial respiratory chain complex I assembly. Gene Ontology annotation, cellular component: mitochondrion. Gene Ontology annotation, molecular function: S-adenosylmethionine-dependent methyltransferase activity. NCBI's taxonomy places the organism in Eukaryota, Fungi, Ascomycota, Sordariomycetes, Hypocreales, Ophiocordycipitaceae. The record is from RefSeq and is a predicted model, not a curated record.
AUGUCGCCAUGCGCGUGGCCAGCCUCGGCACUGCUGGGCAAGGGCUGGCAGCGCCUGUCCCUGCUCAGCGGUCCCCCCCUGGCGCUCAAUGCCGCGGCCUGCAACGGCCGACGCUCGUACGCCGUCCUCUCCGGCGGCGCGCCGCGGUUCCAGGUCUUCAACAGGCGCACAAAGUGGCUCCAGAAGGAGCGCGCCGCCUCCAACCCUGAGGAGGGCCGCCAGGCGGACUACCUCAAGGACGAAGUCGCCGUGCGGCUCACGGACCGGUUGCUGGACAUCAACCGGCAGUUUCCCCGCGUCCUCGAUCUCGGCGCCAACUCGUGCAACAUUGCGCGCGCCCUGGUGCAGGAGAACCCGGACCCGGACCCGUCUACGCCAGAAUCACCACCGCUGGCGACGCGGAUAUCGGAACUCGUCGCCGCCGACUCGUCCGAGACGCUUCUGUACCGCGAUGCGGACCUCGACUUCAACAAGAAGCUUAACAUCACGCGGCAGGUCCUGGAGGACGAGGAGACUCUCCCCUACGAGGCAGAGUCGUUCGACCUGGUCCUGAGCUCCCUGAGCAUGCACUGGAUCAACGACCUCCCGGGCAUUCUGUCACAAAUCAACAACGUCCUGAAGCCGGACAGCCCCUUCAUCGGGGCCAUGCUCGGCGGCGAUACCCUUUUCGAGCUGCGCACGUCCCUCCAGCUCGCGGAGCAGGAGCGCAGAGGCGGCAUUUCUCCCCACGUCUCCCCGUUGGCCGACGUCAGGGACGUGGGAGGCUUGCUACAAAAGGCCGGCUUCAAGAUGUUGACGGUGGAUGUCGACGACAUCAUUGUCGACUACCCGGACACAUUUGCGCUCAUGCAAGACUUGCAGUCCAUGGGCGAGAACAAUGCCAUCCUCGGCCGAGAGAUGGGCCCCAUCCGACGUGAUGUGUUGAUGGCCAACGAAGCCAUAUACAGGGAGCUUCAUGGAAACCCGGACGGGUCCAUCCCAGCAACCUUUAGGAUCAUAUACAUGAUUGGGUGGCGUGAAGGAGAGAAUCAGCCGAAACCGCUUGCAAGAGGAAGCGGCGAGCUAAAUCUGAAGGACAUUUUGGAAAAGAAGUAA